AUGUUGCAGAACCAACAACUGCCGAAUUUCCACCGCUAUUUUUUAGCCGCCCUAGCCCGGAAAUCUUUGGAACGGACGGAGACCCAGCUGCUAGCGGUGCAAGAGAUCUCCAAGGCACAUGAAGAACUCAAACGACCAUAUGGGGGACGGCCGCGCGGUGUAUAUAUCCACGGCCCCGUUGGACAAGGCAAAACGCUCAUCUUGAAUGCAUACCGGGACUUCCUCAAAAAAACUGAACCUCCGGUUGUCGUCCCUGCUGGUCGGGCCGCCCCUGGCGAUCGGGCCGCCCCUGGUGAUCGGGCCGGCGCUGGUGAUCGGGCCGCCCCUGGUGAUCGGGCCGCCCCUGGUGGUCGGACACGGGGAUCCGAUGUCUAUCCCACACCUGGUAAAUCGAACAUGACUCGUAGGCUCUUAAGCAUGUUUGGUAACCAGAACGAGGAUCGUGGAGAUGAGGAUCGUGGAGAUGAGGAUCGUGGAGAUGAGGAUCAGGGUAUCCACGAGGAGUUCGAUGCUGCCCCAAGAUCUGACAGCAUGGGAUCUGACAGCAUGGGAUCAGAUAUCAUGCGAUGGAGCACUGGAUUUUUACGGUGUCAUUACACUGACUUGAUGUUGAUGUUGAAUGGGUUGUUGCAUAGUGAUAUCUUCAAAGCAAUGACAAUGUCGGAGUAUUUAGGAUGUCUGCGGGAGAGUGACAAGCGUGAGGUUUUGGGACAUCAGGGUCAGGCGCGUUAUGGUAUGUCUUUAGAUGAAAGUGUGAAUAAAAUCGUAGAUAAGUUUCGUGCCGAGAAGAUCCACGCCUUGCUCAUCGACGAGGUGUACAUUAACAAUAUCAGUGAUGCUGUGCUAUUUCGAUACGUCAUGGACGCCUUAUGGUCCCGGCUGAAGAUUGUGGUUGUGAUGACUUCAAAUCUGCCACCAGAAUCUCUGUAUAUAAAUGGGUUGAACUACUCGCGAUUCGCCCCGUUUAUUCCGUCACUAAAAAAGAACUGUACUGUCAUUAAUUUAAAUCAUCACAAAGACUUGCGACUACUCAACUCCUCUAAACACAAUCAUCACUCCUAUGGUGGUGGUGGUGAUGGAACGCAGAUAGCAAAUCACUUUUAUAACAUCCCUUCUCGGUCAUUACAGGAGAUUAUACAGUUCAUAAAAGAAGACUUGAUUUUACAAUUCUCUGUGGACAAUAGUGAUCCGGAUCAUGAUGACAACAAUAGUGAUCCGGAUAAAUCAACUCAGCAACGAGCGAUUGUAGACGAAGAGGCUAUAGACGAAGAGGCUAUAGACGAAGAGGCUAUAGGCAAAGAGGCUAUAGGCAAAGAGGCUAUAGACGAAGAGGCUAUAGACGAAGAGGCUAUAGGCAAUAGUGAGCAGCGAAUAGAAUCGAGACGGAUAUGUAGUCGGCCAGUAAUUGAGUUCUCCCGGAUGUUGGAUGAACGAAGCGGACCAAAACGUUUCGCUUUAAUGCACCAGAGAGAACUUGAAUGUCCCUGGUUCUUUAACGGCAUAGGGGUCUUCUCAUUUGACCAGAUUUGUAAUGGAAAUACUUCACCGUCUGAUUACAUUUCAAUGACCAAUUUUGUUAACAAGAGAUUAUAUAUAUACGACAUACCACAUCUAAAUGUGAAUGAACAUAAGGAACAGAUUAGACGCUUCAUUAAUUUGAUUGACGUAUUUUAUGAACGAUGUAUCCCUGUUUGUUAUAACUCUGAUGAGAAGCCAUUGGGAUUAAUUGAAGGAUGUCUGCCAGCUAUUGAAGCCCUUGGUCAAUUGCUCAAGUAUAUUAAGAUGAAUUCUUUCUCUUUUGAAGACUUCUGGGAUACACAUGCUGCAGGAUGUCAUGUCGGUAUUGACAAAGAGAACUGGAUGGCAGCUGUAGCUCAAAUCCUGGAUCAUAAGUAA
Molecule: messenger RNA, 1896 nt
Organism: Gregarina niphandrodes
Lineage: Eukaryota; Apicomplexa; Conoidasida; Eugregarinorida; Gregarinidae
Product: AFG1 family ATPase
Exons: 2
Coding region: 1-1896 (631 amino acids)
Cellular component (GO): cytoplasm; mitochondrion
Molecular function (GO): ATP binding; ATP hydrolysis activity
Source: RefSeq, a predicted model, not a curated record